Molecule: messenger RNA, 1495 nt
Organism: Suricata suricatta (meerkat)
Lineage: Eukaryota; Metazoa; Chordata; Mammalia; Carnivora; Herpestidae
Gene: KNG1
Product: kininogen 1
Exons: 11
Coding region: 57-1337 (426 amino acids)
Biological process (GO): negative regulation of blood coagulation; negative regulation of endopeptidase activity; positive regulation of cytosolic calcium ion concentration
Cellular component (GO): extracellular region; blood microparticle
Molecular function (GO): cysteine-type endopeptidase inhibitor activity
Source: RefSeq, a predicted model, not a curated record
GGUGCCUGGAUCUUGGUGAAACCAUCCCUCAGCUCCUGGAGGGAGCCGGCUAAAUCAUGAAAUUAAUUGCCAUGCUUUUCUUUUGCUCCAGGCUGCUACCAAGCUUAACCCAGGAGUCCUCACAAGAAAUCGACUGCAAUGAUGAAGACCUAUUUAAGGCUGUGGACGCUGCUCUGAAGAAAUAUAACAGUAAAAACCAAAGUGGCAACCAGUUUGUGUUGUACCGUGUAACCGAGGUCACCAGGACGGAUGACCCUGACACAUUUUAUUCCUUCAAGUACCAAAUCAAGGAGGGAGACUGUUCUGUUCAAAGUGGCAAAAUGUGGCAGGACUGUGACUACAAAGAAGCUGAACAUGCCGCCACAGGAGAAUGCUCCGCGACCGUGGGAAAGAGAGGAAAUAUGAAAUUCUCCGUGGCUACACAGACCUGCCAGAUUACUCCAGCCGAGGGUCCUGUGGUGACCAGCCAGUAUGACUGCCUCGGCUGUGUGCACCCCAUAUCAACCGCAAGCCCCGACCUGGAGCCCGUUCUCAGACACGCCGUUCAACAUUUUAACAACCACACCCAGCAUUCCCACCUCUUUGCUCUUAGAGAAGUCAAAAGGGCCCACAGACAGGUGGUGGCUGGAUGGAAUUAUGAAAUUACUUACUCAAUUGUGCAGACGAAUUGCUCCAAGGAACAUUUUCUGUUCUUAACUCCAGACUGCAAGUCCCUUUUGAAUGGUGAUAUUGGUGAAUGUACAGAUCACGCACACAUGGAUCCACAGCUAAGAAUUGCUUCUUUGUCACAAAAGUGUGAACUCUUUCCAGGAGAGGAUUUUGUAGAACCACCUCCCAAGAUUUGCGCUGGCUGUCCCAUAAAGAUACCUGUCAACAGCCCAGAGCUGGAGGAGGCUCUGAAUCAUUCCACUGCAAAGCUUAAUGCAGAGAAUAAUGGAACUUACUAUUUCAAGAUUGACAUCGUGAGAAGUGCAACGGUACAGGUGGUGGCUGGAAAGAAAUUCUUUAUCGAGUUCACGGCCAGAGAAACCAAAUGCUCCAAGGAAAGUAAUGAAAAGUUGACAGAAAAUUGCGAGGCUAAUAAAUUUGGAGAAAUUCUGGACUGUCAAGCUGAAGUUUAUGUGAUUCCUUGGGAGGAAAAAAUUUUUCCUACUGUCCACUGUCAAUCACUGAGACAGACCUCAUUGAUGAAAAGGCCUCCAGGGUUUUCACCUUUCCGAUCAGUACAGGUGGAGAAAGUACAAGAAGGAACAACUAGGCAUCUAAGGCCCUGCGAAUACACGGGCCGACCUCGGGAGGCAGGGCCCCAGCCAGCAUCUGGGAGUGAGGUCUCUUGACCGGUGGGCAGAAUCUUCACACCCGGCACAGUAGCCCCAACAACCUCUAUCACCAGCCCUGCGUGGAAGGACAAGAAGACGGGAUAAAAUGUAAAGAGAAGAAUGCCAUUUGCGUUUUCUGUUGCUGGGUGAAAUAAAGUUCAGUCUUGCAGCUCUCA